Messenger RNA from Dibothriocephalus latus, 408 nucleotides. NCBI's taxonomy places the organism in Eukaryota, Metazoa, Platyhelminthes, Cestoda, Diphyllobothriidea, Diphyllobothriidae. The record is from the annotation of a GenBank genome assembly.
UGUUGUGCGGUAACCGACCGCAACCAGCGACUCCUUGUCUGUGGUCUGGACUUCUCCACUGGUAAGCAGGAAGAUGUUCGUAACCAAGUACUGCAAUAUCUCGUCUCGGAUCCCGCACGGGCCCUCAACGCUCACGGGCUGGGCGUCUUCAUGCUCUUUCCCAGCAAUUCAUCCCGUGUCCUCCUGCCGGAGGGUAGCCGGCUUCCGGCGGUAUAUAACUCAAGUCAGCUCAUUGGUUACAGAGCCAUUUCACUGCUAUCCAUAUCUUCUCUGUGUGGUCGACUGAUACCCCUCCCCGCUCCUGCUCUCUCUACCGGCCCGCCGUCCACGGAAGGCAAAGAAGGCGUUCGCAUAUGGGCUGCUGAUGAAAAUCUCCCACAUACAAGGUUUCGCACAUCGUCCGAUUGA